AUGACCACCCCUGCCCCCGCUGUCCCCAAGAAAAAGGACUUCAACAAGACUCCCCAGGAACUCGUCACCGAAUUCUGGGACCAGUUUUUUCGCGUCAGCUCCUCCCGCAAUGCCACGGAUAGCUACCUGGCUGCCGUCAAGGAGUGCAAGGAGAAGGUGAAGCGCAUUGUCCGAGAAUGCGAGCGCACCAACGAGAAGUUCACCGACCCUGAUUUCGAUAUCGAGGGUGACCUUGAAAUACGCAACUGUCUCCACGGACUCACCCAUGACGCCGACCUAGAGGAGUUCUACGGCGUGCUCGAGCAGCUGUACGACUCGGGAGCCGCCAAGGGCGGCAAAAAGGGCACCAACUCACGCGCCCGCGGAGCUCCUCGCAGUGCCGAAGAUGCCCUCGACACCCCGGCGGCACCCGAAGGUGCGAAAGACCGCGAAGGUGUUAAGGCCGGUUGGCGUGAGACUUUCUCUCCCGGCUCCGUCCACCGCCUCGACUGGAUCUUUGAAUCACCCCAGUGGACCAAGGACGGCUACUCGUCGUCAGACAUCAAGCAGGGCUGCGACGGCGACUGCUGGUGGCUAGCCGCCGUGGCCACUAUCGCCCACCGCAAAGAUCUCAUGGACAAGGUCUGCGUUGCCCGCGACGAGGAAGUCGGCGUCUACGGCUUUGUCUUCUUCAAAGACGGGGAGUGGACCAGCACCGUCGUCGACGACAAUCUCUACCUGACGGAAGAGGACUACAGGUACUACUACGACGAGUACGAUCCGACGGGGAAGAAGGGGCGUAAGCACCGCAAGGACAAGCAGACGGGGUCCGAAGCCCUGUACUUCUCCCAGUGCUCUGACCCGAACGAGACCUGGCUGCCCCUGCUGGAGAAGGCCUAUGCCAAAGUCCACGGCGACUACGAGGCCAUUUCCGGCGGUUGGCCCGGUGAGGGCGUCGAAGACAUGACGGGCGGCGUGUCUGCCAUGUUGCAGUCCAACAGGGUGCUGCGGAAGGAUAAGCUGUGGAAGGAGCUGGUGAACUCGAAUGGCAACUUUGUCUUCUCGUGCUCUGCUCACGGCUAUGCCUCUACGAGAGGUAGCAUGGCCAACGGCCACGCGUAUUCCAUCCUGAAGGCCACUGAGGAGGUCGAUGAGGAUGGCAGGAAGGUCAGAUUGGUGAAGAUUCGCAACCCCUGGGGCGAGCGGUCGUCGUGGGGAAGUGGCGAGUGGGAUGGGCCUUGGUCGGACGGAUCUAAGGAAUGGACGCCGUAUUGGCUCAAGAAACUCGACCACAAGUUUGGCGACGACGGCGAAUUCUGGAUGUCGUACCAAGACAUGCUGGAUAACUUCUUAUACCUCUACCGGACUCGUCUCUUCGAUGACAAAUGGAAUGUAGUCCAGCAAUGGACCGCUGUCACUGUUGGCUGGAUUGCCGGCUAUCUGAACAAGAAGUUUGUCAUUGAUAUCAAGAAGGGAGGAACCGUGGUGAUUGUGCUGAGCCAACUUGACGAGCGGUACUUCCAAGGCCUUGAAGGACAGUACAGGUUCAUCCUCCACUUCGUCCUACAGGAUGAGGACGGGAAGGAGCAGCUCUGCCGCGUGCGUCCCACCCUUGACUGGAGUUCUCGAUCGGUCAGCUGCGAGCUCGAUCUCGAGCCUGGGCGCUAUGAAGUCUUGCCCAAGAUCACGGUCGAGCGGGAUACCAGCCAGCGUAUGGUCGAGGAUGUCGUCACUCGAUGGGCCGAGGAUAACCCCACUAAGCUCCGUCAAAUCGGUAUGCAGUACGAUCUCGCCCACGCCAAGGGCGGCGUCCCUGACGAGGACGAAAUCAUCACCCAGAGGAAAGAAGAGAAAAAGAAGAAGGAAGAGGAAAAGAAGGCCAAGGCCAAGGCCAAGAAAGAAAAGGAGCGCAGAGAAAAGAGGAAGGAGAAGCAGGUUCAGAUCACCAUCAACGUGCCGGAGGGUACUACCGUGGACACUUCCGGCGCUGGCACGGCCAACGUGGAGGGUGCUGAUAAGAAGGAGACAGAGAAGACAGAGGAAAAGAAGGAAGCAGAGAAGACAGAGAAGACAGAGGAAAAGAAGGAGAAGGCAGAGGAAGAGGAGAAUUUUGAGGAUGCUGUCGAGGAGAAGUCCAAGGAGGACGGUGAGAAAAAGGAUGGCGAGAAGAGGACGGUCGAUUCCAAAAAGGUAAGUGCCCCUUCGUCAUCAUCCAAGAGCGCAAACCAUGGUGAAGGAAAGAAGACUGAGAAGACUGUGAAGGAGGGUGAAAAGAAGGAAGACACUACUGCUGCUGCUGCUACUGUUGUAGAGGAGAAGCCCGCAGAGGCCGAGAAGAAGGCAGAAGAGAAGCCAGUUGAGGAGACGGCGCCAGUGCCAGUGGCUGCGACUGAAGAGGUUGAGGAGGAAGACCUAUCUGAAGACGAGGAAGAAGAAGAGGAGGAGCCCAAGAUCGAGUACGAGGAGGGCAAGAUUCCCUGGAAUGCUGUUUGUGUUGUUGGCUUGAGGGUGUAUGCUCAGGAUCCCGAUGUCACGGUCACGCUGGCGACUCCGAGCAGUGCGGAGGAGGGGGCAAGUCUUGUUGUGGAUCAGCAUGCUGUUGGGGCUACUAUUUGA
This is a messenger RNA of Sordaria macrospora k-hell, 2595 nucleotides long. The record is from RefSeq and is a predicted model, not a curated record. Lineage: Eukaryota; Fungi; Ascomycota; Sordariomycetes; Sordariales; Sordariaceae.